AUGUCUGAGAAUAUUUAUCACAAUGUGGAUAUACCUGAGACUCUGGACAAAGGAGAGAUAGUAGAGAUGACUGUGGACAUCUAUGAAAGUUCAGAUUCUGUCAGAAAUCAUGAGAGACAGCAAGCGCUUCAACAUACAGAAAGAGAACAGUUACUUACAAACAAUAGCAAACUGCUAGAGGAGAAAGAUCAAUGUCUACUGAACACCAGACGUCUGUCUGAAGAAAGAGAUCAGUCAAUGAAAGAAAGAAAAGAACUGAAGGGAUGGCUCACUGACAACGAUCAGCGCUCUGAUGACUUUAAAUGGAUUUACAACAACUUCAGUUUUUAUUACUUUUCAACUGUAAGUAACAGCUGGAGUGACAGCAGAGAAGACUGUAAACAGAGAGAAGCAGAUCUGGUGAUUAUAAACAGCAAAGAGGAACAAGAGGCUUUUCAGAAGGCUACAGGCAGUGAAUUUUGGAUUGGUCUGAGUAAAGAGAAAGGCGUGUGGAAAUGGGUUGAUGGAACUGCAGUAACAGCAAGGUACUGUAUGAAUGGAUUCCCCAGAUAUAACAGUCAAAACUGUGCUCUAACAUCUUCAUCAGGAUGGAGUGAUCAUUCAUGUAAAGAGAAACAUUUUCACAUCUGUGAGAAGAGAAUUUUCACCCAAAAAUGAAAAUUCUGUCAUCAUUCACUCACCCUCUUGCAAUUUCAAACCUGGAUGACUUUCUGUUUAAACUAUUUUGAAGAAUGUUUGUAACCGAGCAACGCCGGUACCCGUUCACUUGCAUUGGUUUUGUGUCCAUACAAUAGAAGUGAAUGGGUGAAGAACCAACAUUCUUCAACAUCCGUCUUUUGUGUCUCAAGAAGAAAGAAAGUCAUACAGGUUUAAAAUGACAACGAUGACAGAAGUUUCCUUUGGGUGACCUGUGCCUCUAAUCAUUGUCUGUUAACUGGUCAAGUUUGUAUCGUUUUACACAGACAGAUGAGGUCAAUAAUAUGAAUUAUUGCAUUAUAAUAGCACCUGUCGAGGAGUGAGAUACAUUAGUCAGCAGAUGCC
Triplophysa rosa is the source of this 1041-nucleotide messenger RNA. RefSeq names its product CD209 antigen-like protein E. NCBI's taxonomy places the organism in Eukaryota, Metazoa, Chordata, Actinopteri, Cypriniformes, Nemacheilidae. The transcript is spliced from 5 exons. Bases 1 to 657 code for a protein of 218 amino acids. The record is from RefSeq and is a predicted model, not a curated record.